UAUAGUGUUAAUACAAAGUGUGUGAUUCAAAAUGCUCAACGCGACUGUAGACAAAAUACUUAUGUUAAACAAGAAAAUAAUUUAGAAAUAAAAAAAAAAAAUAAAAAUAACACAUUUAUACGGUUAACGUGGCAGCUUACAUAUGUUUAUUAUGUAAUAAGUAAGCGACAGUGAUAAAAACAAGCGAUAUACUGUACAAUUCCAAUUGCCAAAGAGCGGCUUAAGCUUGGACGAAGAAAAAAUAAAACACUGUGAUAUUUUCGGAAACAAAAGAAGAACAACAGAACAACGCAAGAUGAAUAACGAGAAAGACCAGAAUAACCUCAAUCCUGAAAAAACUUCGUUCGUGAAUUUGGAAUUAAAUGCACGGAUACAGCCGGCGGUGGCUGCGAGUUCGCAAAAGGCGACUCCGAGCUCGUACGUUGUAACCACACCAAAUGCAAAGCAGGGAAGAGGAAGUGCCUUUAAACAAGUUAUCGCGGCCCUCGUUGCCCAGUUGGGAACGAUCAACACUGGAAUGGUAUUUGGAUUUUCGGCGAUUGCUCUUCCGCAGAUGAAAUCACCGGAAAGCUUUAUCAAGAUUGACGAUACCAUAGAGUCGUGGAUAGCAAGUAUCAACGCGAUCGGCACUCCAAUCGGCUGCUUUCUGUCCGGUUACAUGUCAGACCUUCUGGGUAGAAAGUUGACGCUGAUCAUAACGCAGAUACCAACGCUCCUGGGAUGGGCCCUGAUAUGCUUCGCAUCGAACAUCGAGAUGAUAUACGCGGGCAGAUUCUUCGUCGGUCUGGGCUCGGGGAUGGUCGGCGCGCCGGCGAGAGUCUACGCCGCGGAAGUGACGCAGCCUCAUCUCCGAGGAAUGUUGGUGGCGAUCGCGAGCGUCGGAGUGAGCACCGGUGUCCUGGUCGAGUAUAUCAUCGGCGGUUUUCUUCACUGGCAAACAUGCGCGGCCAUUAGCUCCGUGGUCCCGCUAACCUCCCUGAUCCUGAUCUUCCUCUUCCCCGAGACCCCGUCGUACCUAAUGUCUCGUCAGAAGCCAGAGCAGGCGAGACGCGCGUUGGGCAGACUCCGGGGAAAGAGCUGCAACCUGGAGCGAGAAAUGGACGUGCUGAUAAACUUCAGCAAGCAGAACAAGGUCCAACACCUUUCCGGUCCGCGUGAAAUCAUAAGGGCCAUCCUUCAGCCCAAGGUCAUAAAGCCCUUCAUCGUUCUCGCCACCUAUUUCCUGGUCUACCAAUGGUCGGGAACCAACGCCAUCACCUUCUACGCGGUCGAAAUAUUUCAAGCCUCAGGUGCGAAGAUGGACAAAAACUACCUCACCAUGAUCCUCGGGGCGGUUAGGCUCGUCUCGACCGUCGCUGCCUGUAUUUUAUGCCGAAGAUGCGGUCGUCGUCCUCUCACUUUCGUGUCAUCGAUUGGAUGCGCACUGUCCAUGCUUGGCCUCGGGAUCUACAAGUUCGCAACCAUGGCGGAAGCGGCGGAAGCAGCCAAGGUGGCUAAGGCUGCCGGGGUGACGGACGUGAUCUUGAACAGCGCUCACUCCUGGAUUCCAGUGUUCUGCAUAUUCAGCUACACCAUCUUCUGCACCCUUGGAUUUUUGGUCAUUCCAUGGGUAAUGAUCGGCGAGGUUUACCCGGUCCAAGUCCGUGGAAUCGUCGGAGGUCUGACCACUAUGUCCGCUCACAUUUUCGUAUUCACGGUGGUCAAGUCCUUCCCGUUCCUUCGGGUCGCCCUUACGGAACCUGGUAUCUACCUGCUGUUUGGUAUGAUUCCGCUCCUCGGCACGGUUUAUCUUUACAUCUUCUUGCCGGAGACCAAAGGAAGAACCCUUCAGGAGAUCGAGGACUAUUACUCCGGCAGGACGACGACCCUGGGGCCGGCCCCCAGGUCUGUCGCACCCUCCGCGCCGCAGGUUCUCGAGCCGCAGAAAGGACAGCUCCUUCCUUGAAUCUUGGUGUUUUACGUAUUUAUGUGUAUGAUUAAUCGACGAAGGGUCAACGGUGGUCGGAUUGCUUCGACGUUGUGUUGUUGGAAAUAUUAUCGACAGACCGGGUUGACACCCAAAUAGAAAAAAAUCAGUGAUUUAGUUUUAUUUAUAGUUCAACCUUACCCAACCUCAAACCAUCGCUAGGUUUCAGGUAUGGGUAACACAUGCACGUUGUGCACUGACGGUAUAUUGGACCUCCAUCCCAGGCGGGAUGGAUUCGAGGAAGAUUUGCCCGUACAGGGCAGCUAGGAAAGUCUCGAUUGUUUGUGUCUUGACGAUAGUGAUCAUGGUGCUACGGAUGUAGAUUUAAGGAUUCAAUCGAAUUGACAAUGAAUAAUAGUUGUUAUUGAUCGCAUUUAGAAGCGUUACGUACCCAAGCAUAUGUGAGUUAUACAUUUAUACACACACUGUUGGAGAAAUAUGGUAAAUUGACCUCAAU
Messenger RNA from Diprion similis, 2423 nucleotides. RefSeq names its product facilitated trehalose transporter Tret1-like. Bases 296 to 1945 code for a protein of 549 amino acids. Gene Ontology annotation, biological process: carbohydrate transport; transmembrane transport. NCBI's taxonomy places the organism in Eukaryota, Metazoa, Arthropoda, Insecta, Hymenoptera, Diprionidae. Gene Ontology annotation, molecular function: sugar transmembrane transporter activity. The record is from RefSeq and is a predicted model, not a curated record. The transcript has 3 exons. Gene Ontology annotation, cellular component: membrane.